Aspergillus chevalieri is the source of this 1194-nucleotide messenger RNA. RefSeq names its product gelsolin family protein. The record is from RefSeq and is a predicted model, not a curated record. The transcript has a single exon. Gene Ontology annotation, molecular function: actin filament binding. Bases 1 to 1194 code for a protein of 397 amino acids. Lineage: Eukaryota; Fungi; Ascomycota; Eurotiomycetes; Eurotiales; Aspergillaceae.
AUGGCCCCCCACGAAGGAUUAGUUCACCCAAAGGAGUACGACAUCAAAAACAGCAAUGUGGAGCUGAUCGGAACCGACAUUGACCACCGUGUCAAGUACAACUCGGCCGCCAGCGAGCCCGCCUGGAACAACGGCAAGAUCGGACAGGAACCCGGGCUCUUCAUCUGGCGAAUCGAGAAUUUCCAAGUUGUCCCAUGGCCAAAGGAGCGCUUGGGUGAGUUCUACGAGGGCGACAGCUACAUUGUGCUGCACUCGUACAAGGUCGGUGAUGCCGACAAGCUAGGCCACGACAUUUUCUUCUGGUUGGGAAACAAAACCACCCAAGAUGAGGCUGGUACUGCCGCUUACAAGACGGUUGAGUUGGAUGAGUUUUUGCAUGGUGCUGCAACUCAGCAUCGGGAAGUGCAGCGGCACCCAUCGGAGGAGUUUGUGUCGCUGUUCCGUCGCAUCUCGAUCAAGUCUGGAGGCGUGGCUUCGGGAUUCCGUCAUGUCGAGGAAGAGGAACCCAAGGAGGUGCUUACGUUGCUUCGCAUCUUUAAGCAUCCUGGUGCUGGUCGCAUUGACUCUAUUAUCGUUCAUGAAGUGGAGCCGACCUGGCAGAGCCUCGACGAUGGCGAUGUCUUUGUCUUGGACAAGGGCGACAAGAUCUGGGUCUGGCAAGGCAAGAGCUGCAGCCCGAUGGAAAAGGCCAAGGCAGCUCAGGUCGUCAAUGAUCUGAUUCUAGCCAAACAUGUUGACGUUGAAGUCCUUUCGCAACUCGAACCGAGAUCGAAGAUCAUUGUGGACUUGCUAGGAGGAAAGGAGGUGAAUCAAUUAUCCUUCCAGGCACCGCGACCUGUGUCCUUCCCCAAGAAGACGGGAGAUGACAACAUCGAUGCUCGCCCGCGCAAACUGUUCAGGUUUAGCGACUCCUCGGGUGCAUUGUCCUUUGAUCUUGUUAAGGAUGGUGGUCGGAUUCGCCAAUCCGAUUUCGAUGGAAACGACGUCUUCCUUUAUGAUUCCGGUAACAGGCUCUGGGUCUGGCAAGGCCUGGGGGCUAGUGCGAGGGAGAAGGCUUUGUGGAUCAAGGUCGCCCAGGCUUACCUCCGUCAGCUUCAAGAAAGCCAAGAAAGCUCGGAGGCCUACCUUACUCCCAUUGCAAAGGUUGUACAAGGUCACGAAAGCCCGGCAUUCGCGAAAGCGCUGGAGGUUUAG